AUGUCAUUGUGGAACAGUAUCAGCAAUGGGACUAUCUGUGCGAAAAAAGGAGCCUGUAUCAUUCUAACGCAGGUGCGUACAGCAACCAAGAGGGCUGCCGGUUCGAGAACUUCGAUGAAAGACUCUGCCGGUCGUAGAUUGGGUCCAAAGAAGUACGAAGGUCAGCCUGUGAAGGUGGGAGAGAUUAUUAUGAGGCAGCGUGGUACCAAGUUUUACCCUGGGGAGAAUGUAGGAAUAGGUAAGGACCACACGAUCUAUGCUAAGGAGCCUGGUGUGGUUCGCUACUAUCUAGAUCCAUUUCAUCCAAGGAGAAAGUUUGUUGGUGUUUCUUUGAGCCGUGAGAUCAAGCUGCCUUUGCCACAUUUUGAGCCUAGCGUAAGGAGAUUUGGUCGUCAAGUCAUAAAGAAUGAGAAACAGGCAGCACAGGAAGAGCAAUUCUUACCAAGAAAAAAGGCUCUUGCUAAGGAUGAAAUUUUAAAGAAUUUGAGUGAACGUGAAGAAAGAAGAAAUAUUUUGGAGCAAGAAUUUGUCAAGACGCUGACCGAGAGUUUGAAGCUUGAUAUCAAAGAUUUGAAAUUCGCCACAAAAUAUUUGAUUCGUUUGAGAUCCUGUUUAAAGAGUGGGUUUAGCUUGGAAGAUGCGCAGUUUAAUGCGAAGUACUACUUGGAGUACGAAACUAAAUUGAAGUCGAAGAGAGAAAGUUGGGGCAGUGAAAAAUUGGCCGAACAACUACAAGUUUUGCAAGAUACUACUUCGCUCCUUAACGAAUCAACUUCUUUCAACAACAAGCUAAGCCUAAUCAAAUAUAUUACUUCAGCGGAGAAACUGGCUUUGAAACAAAAAUUGAUUGACGAUCUCAAGGAGAAGACAAUUGUGACCAAGAAGGAUAGAGACGAAGUGAGAAAGUUGUUCAACAACGCUUGUGAUUACCUAACUUUGUCAGAAGAAGUUUACUUGCGCAGAAAGUUUUUAAAACCAGUUAGGCCAGAGACUACCGCUACGAUCGCCGAUAAACCAAGCAAGAAGACUUUGGUAAUGAGACGCUUCAACUAUGAAAAGAGUAGGAUCGACGUCAUACCAAGAAAGAAAGAGGCUUUCCUAAGUAAACUUUGA
This is a messenger RNA of Torulaspora delbrueckii, 1113 nucleotides long. RefSeq names its product mitochondrial 54S ribosomal protein bL27m (gene MRP7). Gene Ontology annotation, biological process: translation. Gene Ontology annotation, cellular component: mitochondrial large ribosomal subunit; ribosome. NCBI's taxonomy places the organism in Eukaryota, Fungi, Ascomycota, Saccharomycetes, Saccharomycetales, Saccharomycetaceae. Gene Ontology annotation, molecular function: structural constituent of ribosome. The coding region runs from base 1 to 1113 and encodes 370 amino acids. The transcript has a single exon. The record is from RefSeq and is a predicted model, not a curated record.